UUUUAUUACAUAAUGGUGGAUGGUCGCCUUUAGAUAGCAGGUAUACGACCGCUUGCGGAGAAGAAGAUAAACGCAUACACAAACAUAACCCACAAUUUAUUUUGAAAUCUCCACGUGUUUUGGUAACACCACGACCACGAUGUCUGAAGCUGGGGAUUCGUUUAUUAAAGAGAAAAAGAAGAAGAAAGUUAAGGGAGACAAACUAGGAGAACUUCAGCUGAAAGGCGAUUUUAAAGUUGAUCCGUCGGAAAUCUCUGGAAAGCUCGACACGUCGCAAUGGCCACUUUUACUGAAGUAUUUUGACAGAUUAAAUGUUAGGACAAACCACUAUGUACCCAUUGCAUGUGGUGCGUCGCCGCUCAAAAGAGAAAUCGGAGAAUACAUUAAAUCUGGCUACAUAAACCUGGAUAAACCUAGUAAUCCUAGCAGUCAUGAAGUUGUGGCUUGGAUUAAAAGGAUACUUAAGGUGGAAAAAACUGGCCACUCAGGCACACUUGACCCCAAAGUAACAGGUUGCUUAAUAGUAUGCAUAGAAAGAGCCACCCGACUUGUUAAGUCUCAACAAGCAGCUGGUAAAGAGUAUGUUGCAGUAUUCAAGCUACACUCUCCACCAGAAGGUGGGGUCUCCAGUGUAAUUCAAGGAUUGGAGAAGCUUAAAGGCGCCCUGUUCCAAAGGCCUCCCCUCAUUUCAGCUGUCAAGAGGCAACUACGUGUGAGGACAGUUUAUGACAGUAAACUGUUUGAUUAUGAUGAAAACAGAAAUAUGGGUGUAUUUUGGGUAAAAUGUGAAGCAGGUUCCUAUAUUCGUACAAUGUGCGUCCAUUUGGGUCUAGUGUUGGCCGUCGGCGGUCAAAUGUUGGAGCUCAGACGUGUGAGGUCUGGUAUUCAGUCGGAGAUGGAUAAUAUUUCGACCAUGCACGACGUCCUCGACGCCCAAUGGAUGUACGAGAAUCACAAAGACGAAAGUUACCUCAGGCGUGUUAUUAAACCUCUGGAAGGUCUUUUAGUUAAACACAAGAGGAUAAUUAUGAAGGACAGUUCCGUAAAUGCCGUAUGUUACGGUGCAAAGAUUCUAUUGCCGGGUAUUUUACGUUACGAGGACGGCAUUGAAUUGAACGAGGAAAUUGUCAUUGUGACGACCAAGGGAGAAGCAGUGGCUUUGGCCGUUGCACAGAUGACCACCGCCACAAUUGCCAGUUGCGAUCACGGCGUUGUGGCUAAAAUCAAGCGGGUAAUCAUGGAGAGAGACACGUAUCCUAGGAAGUGGGGCUUGGGACAGAGAGCAACACAGAAAAAGAUGUUGAUAGCCAAGGGACAACUGGACAAAUAUGGCAAACCAAAUGACCAGACGCCAAAGGAAUGGCUGAACAGCUUUGUGGACUACUCCGUAAAGAAGGAGCCAACAAAUGAUAACAGUGCGGACGUUCAGGACGAGGACGAAUCUAAAAAGCGGAAGUUAAGUACGUCAUUGGCUGACACUUCCACUGCCUCUGUAGAUACCAGCGUUAAGGAGAAGAAGAAGAAAAAGAGGAAGACGGAAGAUGAGGACAUUACUGAAACGGUUGAAGCUGAGAGUGAAGAAACUCCCAAGAAAGAAAAGAAGAAAAAGAAGAAGAAGGAUAAGCAAAAAGAUGAAGAGCAAGAUGAUUAAUAUUUCUGUUAAUCAUAUAUAUUUUUUCAUUUAUAUUAUUGAUAGUAAAAUUUUUAUAUUCAAAAAAGUUAAUGAUGAAUGUAAUUGGUUCAUAAUAUUUUAUGAAUGUCAUUGAUUAAAAUACAAAAUUUA
Messenger RNA from Aethina tumida (small hive beetle), 1783 nucleotides. RefSeq names its product H/ACA ribonucleoprotein complex subunit 4 (gene Nop60B). The transcript is spliced from 5 exons. Bases 140 to 1651 code for a protein of 503 amino acids. Gene Ontology annotation, molecular function: pseudouridine synthase activity; RNA binding. Gene Ontology annotation, cellular component: box H/ACA snoRNP complex. The record is from RefSeq and is a predicted model, not a curated record. NCBI's taxonomy places the organism in Eukaryota, Metazoa, Arthropoda, Insecta, Coleoptera, Nitidulidae. Gene Ontology annotation, biological process: box H/ACA sno(s)RNA 3'-end processing; snRNA pseudouridine synthesis; mRNA pseudouridine synthesis.